Messenger RNA from Vicia faba (fava bean), 2313 nucleotides. NCBI's taxonomy places the organism in Eukaryota, Viridiplantae, Streptophyta, Magnoliopsida, Fabales, Fabaceae. The record is from the annotation of a GenBank genome assembly.
AUGAUAAAUUACCAUUCAAUGGAAUCAAUCAAGAUUGUUGACAGUCUAAUCGAUCCGAAAAAUGCUGAAGAACUCAAAAGGACUAAAUCAGAUAUCGAGACCAAAAUCACAAAAAUCCAGAAGCUCAUUAAGAAUGAAAAUCAAAGCAAAACAGCUACAAACUCGAGACGUUCUAAAAAAGAGACAGAACUUAUGGGACUAACCGAAGACUUAUACAAGCAGUAUCAGUCACUUUCUGCACAGUAUGAUAAUGUUAUCGGGAAAGUGGUUUCUCCCAAAAGAAACAAGAUUUUAGCGUCUUCAUCUGACUCAGAAUCCGAGUACUUUUCCUCCGAGGAAGUAGAUGGUAUUAAUAAGAGAAGAUCAGAGAAAGAAAAAAGAAAUUUAUCUCACACGGUUAAGCAGGAACAGGAACCUGAUAGAGUCGAUGAUAGUAACGAGGUGAAGGAUCCUAACGAAAAUGUUGACAAUACAAAUGAAGUUCUUGAGAAUGAAGCACCCGUUGAGGCAAAAGAACAUGAAAGACAAUUAAAUUCAGUAAUGAACGAGAUGAGGAGCUUGAGCAACGAUAAAACGAAUCUAGAACUUCAAAUUGAUAGCCAAGCAAAUGAAGUUAAAGAGCUAAGCAUAAAGAAUACUGAGCUACAGAACCAUGUCGCGGAACUUGAAUCGUUGUUGAAAGAUAAACAAGGUGUGGUAUCUAACCUGGAGGUGAAACUUAAUAACAGCGAGGAACAAGCCAAGUCCAACAUUGUUAAAUUGAUGGCACAAGUCAAUGAGCUUAUACUUGAGACCAAAUCUAUGGAAACUCAGAAAUAUGAAAUGGAAGAAAGAAUAGAAAGCGAUAAAAAUGAAGCUUCUAUCGAAAGAGAGGAGUUGAUGGAGAAGCUUAACAGUAUGCAGCAAAAGUUAGAUUCUCAAGAGAAUCUGAACAAAGAAUUAGAAACUCAAAUGGAAGUAAAAGGGGAAGAAAUAUUGCAGUAUCUAAUGGAGAUAGAAAAUUUGAAGGAGAAAAUGGCCGAAACAAAAUCAGUUGAACAGACAAUGUUAGAAGAGAAAGUAGGUUUUCUUGCGGUGUUAAAGGAGAUGGAAGUCGAAUUGGAAACUCAAAGCCACCAGAAAAUUGACGUGGAAGAACAGUUAAGAGAUACAACUUAUGAGCUUAAGCACAUGAUGAAUGAAAACAAGGCCUUGCAGGACAGAAACGAUGAACUGAAAGCAGCGAUGACACAAAGAGGGGAAGAGAUAACUAGUUUUUUGUUGGAAAAUGCUAGCGACGAAAAUGGAGCUUCUAUGGAGAUCAUGGCUUUAAGAGCUCAAGUUAAUGAUAUGAGACUAGAGUUGGACAGUAUGUAUGAACAGAAGAGCAAGUUGGAGCUCCAAAACGAGCGAAACCAGAACGAAUAUGCAGAAAGCCUGGCAAAGAUGGAAAACUUGAACACGAAGUUGGCAGCGCAGAUAGGUGAUCUCGAGAAUACUAUAAAGGAUCAGACGUUAACCAUUGAGCGAAUAAAUGAGGAGCAAAAACAAACUGUAAUCACUUCGAAUAAGAAUCUGCGGACGACAGAGAAAAAAAUGGAAGAAUUGGCUGAAAAGUUGAGGAAGAAAAUGGAAGACAAUAUCCGGUUACUGCACCAGAGGAUCCAUGUGGCAGAACAACUGAACAACGAAAACAAAAACAGCUGCAAAUUAACAAAUAUGAGGUACGAGCAAGAGAACAAGACUCUUGGAGAGAAAGUUGCUAUUUAUGAAGAUGAACUAAGAAGGCUUAAAGAGGAAACUACAGCUAGGGAAGAAGCACCCUCCUCACCACUGGUUGAUCGAAUGCGGUUUGAAUUUGAGGCUGCUCUAAAUGGAUUAGACGUAGCAGCUGUAAAACUCGAGGAACACAGAGAAUGCAUCAUGAGCAAUGUGUCUAAAAUGCUGUGUGAAAUUCAGUUAGCUAAGGAUUGGAUAAAGAAAAUGAACGCGGAAAUGAGACAAUUGAAGGACAAUGUGGAUGGUCUAACGGCGUUACUGAGUGAAAAAGAAGAGCAGGAGUUACUUUUGAGAGACAAGGUAUGGAAUUUAGAAGCCACAGUGAGCAAAGAAGGAGGAGAGAAUCUGAACUUGACAAAUGCAGUGAAUCACCUUGAAAAGAAAGUCGUGAAAUUGGAAAAGAAUCUGAAAGAGAAAGACGAGGAUUUGGACAGUCUCGGAGAGAAAAAGAGGGAGGCGAUAAGACAGUUAUGUAUGGUUGUUGAGUUUCAUCGCGACCGUUGUAACUAUCUUGUGAAUUUGGUCUCAAAUAUGAGAAAUAAUAAUAAGACAUAA